AUGCCAUGGUUGGCAGUAACUGAGAAAAAUCUUCCUCAGUUUACAAAAGGGGAUAAAAUAGAAGUUUCAGAAGUGGACCUGCAUGAGGUACUAGCUGGUAGGAAGCUGGGUCCAACUACCUUAGGUAUUACUCUAAUAAGAGGCUAUCAAUGCAUCGAUCCAGAUCUCUGUUUGCCAGAUAUUCACAGUUUCAUCGAGCAACAAAUUACUCUUGUUGCUAAGGGGCAAGCAGAUCAUUUUCGUGUUGUGCAGCAUGUCCUACAACAGUUCAGGCAAAAAUACAGUUGCUUUGUCAAGCAGAUUGAAAACAUGAAUGCAUUAUUUGAAGCACAAUUCUCUCCUCGCUCCUACUCAGGACGAGUUCUCAGUAAAUGUGGCAAAUGUCUACGAUGGAGCUCAGGUAAGAAAAGAGAAUGCAGAGAGCUUGGAGAAGAAGAUGAGAAAAUUAAGUAUAUUCUCUCCCUUAGUCACGCACAAGCUGUGCAGUACAAUAUAACUGUUGGGAAUAGAAUAUUCCCUGUUUACGUCAUUCAAAUCUAA
Prunus armeniaca (apricot) is the source of this 540-nucleotide messenger RNA. Lineage: Eukaryota; Viridiplantae; Streptophyta; Magnoliopsida; Rosales; Rosaceae. The record is from the annotation of a GenBank genome assembly.